This is a messenger RNA of Chelonus insularis, 1946 nucleotides long. RefSeq names its product PI-PLC X domain-containing protein 3. The transcript is spliced from 2 exons. Gene Ontology annotation, molecular function: phosphoric diester hydrolase activity. The record is from RefSeq and is a predicted model, not a curated record. The coding region runs from base 856 to 1920 and encodes 354 amino acids. Gene Ontology annotation, biological process: lipid metabolic process. Lineage: Eukaryota; Metazoa; Arthropoda; Insecta; Hymenoptera; Braconidae.
UAUACUUGUAACCAACACUUUAAAUAAAUUUAUUUUAGUUGAAUUAUGAAUAAAAAUCGCAAUCAAUUUUUUAUUGAUAUAUUUUGGAAUUAAUUGUUGUUGUUUAAAAAAACUUAAUAGAGAAAAAACUUCUAAUAUAAAGUUAUUGUGUGUAUUAAAAGAUAUAUAUAAACUAAGACUGAAUAAAGGUUACAAUCAUAUUAUACCAUUUUUAAACAGAUAAAUAUGAAUCAAUAAAUUAAAUAACUAAGUAACGAUUAAAAGUUUGAAUUGAUAUAUAAUUCAAUGGUAUAUAAAUUAUCUAGAUGCUUACGAUUGUUUUUAUGUCCUUCGUUAUAAACACAUGUACUUUUCAACUGCAUGUACAAAUUAUAUAAAAACAAAAGCUUAUAGCUCCCUACGUUUUCAAUUACUAUAGACCAAAAUGUUAAGCUAUCAUUAACUAAAAUCCAGUGAAGUUCAAAUAAAAACAUACAUAUUACUAAUUGAAUACUUUUAUUAUAGAAAUUACAGGUUGUUUACUUUCUCAUUGAGGUUAAGUUAUUUUCGGAAGUUUUCGGGUUAUUUCGUUUAUGAUCGAACUUUCUGAAGAACACGUAAGUUAUCAGCUGAUAAUGACAAUUGUCAACAAAAGUCAAUUUCGUUGCUCAAAGAUCUACAAAUAUUUGUACAAAUUAUGAAAAAGUUAAUUAAAAAAAUUGUCCGUAUUCCAUCAACACCGCUUAGCGAGCUCGGAUAUUUAUGAUGAUAGUAGUAUAAAAAUUAUUAUGUAAUUGUAUCAAGUCAUACGAAUUAAUUAAGAAGUGCAACAUUUCAACGUCAGUGUUUAUAUAAAGCAGUUCAUUCAAUUUGGAAAUGAUGGAUUUUACAAAUAAUUAUUUCAAUGAAAGUUUCAUUUCAACCCAUCAUGAAGACCGAAUUUUGUAUACAAAUUUGGAAUAUUGGAUGACAGAGCUACCACCUUAUUUGAAGACUAUUCCAAUAAUUCAUUUGGCAAUUCCUGGUUCUCAUAAUACAAUGACUUAUACAAUAAAUCGUUUCAACAAUGUCGGACCUGACGAACCAUAUUACCUUCAAUUUUUAGGAAAAUAUUUUUCAAUAAUAUCCAGGCCAAUAAUCUUCAAUUGGUCAGUCACUCAAUACGAAAGUGUAAUUCAACAGCUCAAUGGUGGAAUAAGAUACUUAGAUUUAAGAUUAGCAUCAAAACCUACCGACAAUGAGAUAUAUUUUGUACAUGGUCUUUUUGGUGAUGAAGUAAGCCAACAUCUUAUCAAUAUUUCUAAUUGGUUGGUUAUUCAUUCAUCGGAAAUUAUAAUAAUUGACUGCCAACAUUUCUAUGCAUUCUCAGAUGAACAUCAUCAUUACUUUUUACGUAAAAUAAAAAGCAUUUUUGGUAACAUGAUUUGUCCAGCAAUAUUUCAUUUGCUACACAUUAAUUUGGAUUGGAUGAUAAAAAGAAAGUAUCAAGUAAUUUUGAUCUAUAGAAAUGAAAUAGCUAAAACUGAUUAUGAUUUAUGGCCUACGAAUCUUUGGCCAACCCCUUGGCCUAAUACAACUCGUCCUAGAGCUCUUAUUGAUUUUUUGAAUAUUAGAUUAAAAACCAGAUUACCUGAUACUGGAUUUAUAUCUCAAUGUCUACUCACUCCCGAUACUAAAUUCGUCUUAAAACACUUUUGUGGAAGCUUAAACAGAGAUUUGGGAGCAAUCUGUCGAAAAGCUACCAUAAGAUGGAUUUAUAAAAAUUCUCCAGGUAGUGGUGGACUCAAUAUUGUAAUAACGGAUUUUAUUUCAUAUGAUAAUUUUUUAUUUUCAAAAAUUGUGAUUCAACGAAAUGUUGCACUAUUGGAAGAGGAAAGAAAUACACGUACUCAGGCUUAUUCGAAAGAUCAACUAAUAGGCAGUGAAAAAGGAUUUUUUUGAAUAUAUUAGUUCUAUAUCAUUCCAGA